Molecule: messenger RNA, 935 nt
Organism: Rhizophagus irregularis DAOM 181602=DAOM 197198
Lineage: Eukaryota; Fungi; Glomeromycota; Glomeromycetes; Glomerales; Glomeraceae
Source: RefSeq, a predicted model, not a curated record
AAAUUAUUGGAUAGAAUUAAAAUUACUAGGUCACGUGGCGAGCAAUAACACCGCCGCAAUACUUCUACAAAAACUUAUUUUAAAUUUCUUACAAACGAUAUCGGUUUCAUUUUGGCAUAUUCAUACCAUGCCAACAUUUUGGGUCACACGACUAUGAUCCUAACAUCUCUUACAGAUGCAAUAUUCCUAGCCCCUUCAUUAUGUUUUGCACCAAAAACACUUAGAAAUUUACGGUUCCCCUGCAAAGACGCAGCAAAAAGAAUUGGAGAAAUCAUUAUUCAACUCUCAUUUCAAUCAUUCAAAGGCUGAUCACGCAUGGAAGCUCUAUAAUGACUGGCGUGUUAAAGGGCGUAAAACAAUCUCUUCCCAACGCCUUGGAAUUUCUUACACUAGCCGAUACCAGGCAAAUGGACGCGAAGAUAUCAUCCUCUUCCAUGGGCGUCGUAACAUUCUUUAAGGCUUCGUCCUUCGAAGAACGAUUAGUACAAUCAAAAAAACAUCACUUUCUCUUUUGGAAGCAACAACGAAUUAACAAACCCGUGCAACAUUUGCACUAUAGAAAAUCACCUUCUCUUCCUUUGGUACAUCAUUAUCGAUUCGAUACGUUAAUUUAUUCACUUACACCAUCUAUCCCACCUUAUAUGGGUUCAAUUAUAUAUUCCUCCAUCAUCAGGGAAAGAACUUUGGGCGUUCCUGAUGACUUAUUACCUUUUAUUCCUGAUGGCUCGUUAAUUGCUAAAAAAUCUAAAAAAAUUCUCGUACCUGGCACUACUGAAUAUGUAGUUAAGCUACGACAGCUUAAAAAUGCUCACGUUAAAGCGGAGAUUGAAAGAAAUAGAGAAUCCAGAAGACGCGCUAAGGCCUCUUCAUCAACAUCUGCAAUUAACCCUAUAUCUCUUUCUAAGGAUGAGAUCACCCCCUGGCUUCGUCAUUAA